Schistosoma rodhaini is the source of this 4820-nucleotide messenger RNA. The record is from the annotation of a GenBank genome assembly. Lineage: Eukaryota; Metazoa; Platyhelminthes; Trematoda; Strigeidida; Schistosomatidae.
AUUCAGUCUGGUCAGAUGAUCAGCGCGCGUGGUUUGUUUGCUAAUCGAUCAACUAACAUGAGAAACCUCUUUGCCGAACCAUUAUGACUACAGAACAUUGAUUUUUAGUAGUUCUUGGACUCACUGGAUCUAUAUAAACCAGCUUUUCGGUCCAGAUGAUAUAUAUAAAUAUACGUGAAUAUGUAUGUGUUCUACUACCAUUUAUAUAUUCGAAUAUUUGGGUGUGAAUUAGAACUACGAGGCUUAUUUUGGUCUAGCUUGUUCAGCCUUGGCACUUCCACUUGUCUGUGAUUCUGUCUCCCGCCUCUGUAUUUCGACAUAUCAUGAUAUGUCGGCAUUAAAUGUUACAUUGAAUAUUAUUGGGUUUGUUUGGUUUUAGUAAUUCAGUGGAGUUGGGUCUCCAAUCUCCAGUUAAAAACUGCAAAACCUAAAUUUAUUCGUGAAAUCCCACUUAUGGAUUUUAACUUCAUUUGUUAUUACUGAUACAAUUGAAUGAGGCCAUCAGAAUUGCAUAUUAGGAUAGAUCCAAAGUUGCGUGUAAGGGUUGUUUUUCAUUACAAAUCCAUUUUGCUUUAAGUAGUGAUGAAAUGUGUUGGAGACCUAUACGGGACUCACAAAUUAGGCUUUACUCGUACUACAGAUAACGCAGUUUUAGAACUGAGACAUCAAUCUAACAUACUUUCCUACAUUGUGUCCUAAAGAUCAAACGUUAGUAAGUGGUAGUCUGACGGGAAGAUCCAUUUCGGUGGAUAGGUUUAGUUAGUAUCCAGUUGAUUGUUAACUGUCUUUACUCACAAAUAUGACUCCUUUAGUUUUAACGUUUUCUUAGAGAUUUUACAUUUUGUAUACACUUUCUAUUAUCACAGAUAGUUCCUUUUCACUCUUUGGAAAUCCUAUAAACUGUAAUUAUUGUGCCCAUUUGUUCAUAAGGCUUUUCAUCAUAGUCACUGACACAUCCACUGAGUUAGUAAUAAUUAUUCUGGUGAUUUCUAUUUACAUAUUUUAACUAAACUCCUAUAAAUUUUCAUAGUAAGCCUCACAUGAUGUUAAGCUUCAACCAAAUUACACGCGUCACUUCACUAAUCGUUUUUCCUCUUUUCCUCUUUUAUUACUGCUACGCUAAGCAUUCGUUGUUUGUUUCCCCUGUUUGAUCGAAAUCUAAAUGCAUCCGGCACUUUUUAUAUUGUUUAAUCUAUUGAAACUUGGGAGUAAGCUUUGUGAUAUAGCAGGUGUUUAAGUAUGCAAAUUGAUAUAGACAUUGUCUAGGUCAGUAUUUUGUCAAUAACUGAGUGGUAAACGAGGUUGUGAAAUGGACAAUAUUUGGCUCCAAACCCUUAUAUUUUUGUGAAAAUAAGUUAGCUAUUUUGGAAAACCAAUUAGUAUUCGAAAUCGGUAGCAAAAGUUUAAAGCCAUAUUUCCUAAUCAGAAAACCGAAUCUACCUAUGCUGUCAUUGCUAUCACAACUCGGCAUAUACAUGCUUGUGUUCAUAGUACUAUCAUUUUUAGUACGCCACGAUAAAAAGAACACAAAUAAUGUCUCUGAAAGUAUUUAACCAUAAGUAUGAAAUAAAAGUUAGGGUGUGUGAAUGAAAUGAAGAGCCAAAAGAUACAGUCAUAACAGAGAUAUUGUGUAAGCUCAACAGUAAUCAUUCAAGCCGCUUUAAGAGAUCUCUCAUAUCGCAAAGUUUUACAUAAUUAUACUAUUUCUCAGUCCCCUUCAUAUGUUUUCGUUAUCAAUAAAACGCUUUCGUUGCUCAAAGUUGUUUGUGUGUUUGACAAAAAAAUUGUCCGUUUAGGCGUUUGACAAACUUGUCCUCCAAAAUUCCUUUGUUAUAACCAAAUAGGCAACCUUUGUUACUGCACGUAAGUUUAUAGCACACUGCAAGGCUCUUCUCCCUUUUGUUCCAUGUUAGUAAUAGUGUCAAUUGUUCUCAACUCAUUUUGCCUACAGUGUGGUUUAUGUGGUUAGUUUCGUAAUUUUUCAGAACGGAUCAGGAAACACUGAUUGCAGAAAAUGGGAGGACGUCUACUUGAUGUAUAUUUCGAAUCAAUGCCCGACAGAUAGUAUUUCAAUCAAGGGAACAUUGUUCUUAACAGAUCAUGGAUCAAAAGUAAGUAUUCACUGGGUACCCCAUCAUGAUCAAGACUCGUCAUUAUCCCAAGAAGAUAGAAAAGGUUAUGAAAUCGAUAUUAGGGAUAUGGAUUUUCUUGUUAUACGAAAGGCCCCAUGCUUUCCUUGUCGUGGAGUGUAUUUAUCCUUAAAAUCACAAAAACCUUAUGGCCCAUUCGAGUUCCGUAAAGGUGGUUCAAGUUCAUUUUUGCAAAGUUUGAGUAGUUUGGCUGACGUUAGAAGAUGUCAUGAUGAUGAGAAUCGGUACAUUAUCAGACCUCGCCCACAAUAUAAUUUUGCUUCUAAUUACCAUCUUCCUGAUCCUUUUGUACAAAACAAACGUCAUUUCAGUUCAGCAAGAGUGGGAGGGGCAGGGCUGGUCGGGUCCCCUUUUUCCGGCCAGUUAGGUGCUUCAUUAAGAAAUAUUGGAAUACAUGUCAACUCAAUUGUCAGUACUAUAUUGUCACCCAAUCUAAUCGAUGAAAAUAUAGCACCAAAUAACGGUUCAUCUGAAGAGUAUUUUGCAAAAUGUAUUGCAGAAGAUCUACAGAAAAUCGAGGCUGCACGUUUAAGAACUACCGAUGAUGAAGGGGGAUUCGCUGUUGUUGAACGAAGACCCAAUCCUAUUUCCCUUCCACCAAUGCCCACUGUUCAGCGUUCCCUUCCACUGAAUAUGACCCAAUGGAAAAGGUCACUAGAUCCAGAAGGUCGUGUAAAUCGACCUGAAAAUUUACGUGAAAUAAUAUUCAACGGCGGUAUUGAAAAUGAUUUAAAACCAAUAGUAUGGAAGUAUUUACUCGGUUAUUAUCAAUGGACUUAUACAGCAGAAGAAAAUGAAAGACUAAAAGCUGAAAAAAGUCGUGAAUAUCACAUCUUGAAGACAUUUUGGAAGUCAAUGUCCCCUGAUCGAGAAGCUAGGUUUGCAUUGUUUCGUGAUCGUAAAUGUUUCAUUGAUAAAGACGUUCCACGUACUGAUCGGAAAACUGAUUUUUACUCAGAUGAUAGUCAUGGGAAUUUGACACGUCUUUCAGAUAUACUUAUCACGUAUACUAUAUAUAAUAUGGAUUUCGGUUACUUCCAAGGAAUGAAUGAUUUACUCGCAUUAAUACUUUAUGUUAUUAAAGAUGAAGAAGAUUCGUUUUGGUGUUUUGUUGGUUUAAUGAACAGACUAGAAUCUAAUUUCAAUGGUGAACUCAAUGCCGUCAGAGAACAAUUUAAUCAAUUAUUUUCACUGAUUGAAAUAGUUGAUCCAACUUUCAGUGAAUAUCUUGAAUCGAAAAGCGCCAAGGAAAUGCCAUUUUGCUUCCGCUGGUUGUUAAUUCAUUUCAAACGAGAGUUCUCAUACAAAGAUACUAUGACUUUAUGGGAGGCGUUUUGGACAGAUUAUCGGACUAAGAAUUUCCAUAUCUUUUUCGCUGCCGCUAUACUUUUGUCUCAAAGAGAUAAUAUCAUGAAUAGAAAAUAUGAUGCAAACAGUAUACUGAAGCAUGUGAAUGAAUUAUCCAUGAAGAUUCCACUGGAGAACUCUAUAAUUCGUGCUACAGCCUUGUUAGGCCAGCUGGAACAGAUCUCUGAUUCUUUACCACAUUCUGUGCAGGAUAUUAUUCAUGGACAGUCUUUAGCAACAUCUAGACAUGUUAAUGACUGCAAAGAGAAAAACACCAGUUGUACAGAGCGUUCAUCAUCUAUUUAUGAUUAUUCACCAACCUUGUUAAAUGAGGAACUAGAAGUAUUAAUGGAUAAUGAAAUGUUCGAUCCAAAUAAAGAUAUAACUAAUCAGUCCAUUUUAAUGAUCCCAUCUAAUAGUAAUAGACAAUUCUUCUAGUGACAAACUAUAUAUAUAUAAUGCUUAACACAGAUACCAGGUUUCAAACUCCUCAAAAAUGUACUUUAUAAGCUCUCUUUUCAAUUGGACCUACUAAAUAACUGCUGUGUUAUGAAAAAUGUGCUUAUGACUAUUUUCCUAUUUCUAUGUGUCACAUAUUCAACGUAAACCAGGAGCAUCCAUCACCUAGGAGACUUAGUAUGGUUCUCCCUUCUGUUCAUGUAUACAUUUAUCUACUUACCCUUAAAUUUAUUUGACUAUAUCUUUUUAUCUUUGUAAUUUUUCCUCUAUCAGCACUGUGAUUCUACUUUUAAUAAUGACUUUUCUUCUAGCUGUUGAAAAGAAAUCAAAAUAUUUCUUCGAAGAAAAGUAAUUCAUUGAAUCUUCAUCUCCUUCAAAUGUUUUUCUUAAAGAUAAUUAGUCUCCAGGAUACGUAGGAACAUUGUGAUAGUGCCAUACUGCCGAAAGAAAAACAACCGUUUGAUCGAUUAGUUAACCUGCACAGAUUCCUAAUAAGUGAAUUUUGGUGAUAUUAUAGUUCUGUAGAAUCAGUUCCAAUGUAAUGUAGUCUAAACAUUCUCAAGUAAUAAAUAGUCACGAAGUACUUAAAAGGUUAUUUAAAUUGUGCGUACAUGUAGAAACUUUUAAAAGAAAGUAAGGCCUCAAUAUGUCCGUGGGGAUCACUCUUAUGCUCUCUUUUGUGAUAACUUGAUUGGUAUUUUUCCUGAGAUAACACUUUCUAAAAGUCCACAUAGAAUGCUGCAGGGAAAAAUGGGUUUUAGACUUAUAAACAGGGCAACAUAGGAUUAACAUGAACCGACUACUUAUUAAGUCACGGGAUGUAAAUGGGGAUAAUAGUUCAUCAUAUAAUUUCGAUAAUGUAAU